Messenger RNA from Peniophora sp. CBMAI 1063, 645 nucleotides. Lineage: Eukaryota; Fungi; Basidiomycota; Agaricomycetes; Russulales; Peniophoraceae. The record is from the annotation of a GenBank genome assembly.
AUGCAAGCGAUCAACCGCUUUCUGUAUGGCCCUACACCCGAAGAACGUGUGAAAGCGUGGCAAGCCAAGUUGCGGCAGGAGGGCCGUAUGCUUGACCGAGAGAUGAGGCAGCUUGACGUUGAGACCGCGAAGAUGCGCACGACUCUGAAGCAGGCGGCUAAGCGCGGAGACACCAAGAGUGCGCGCAUCUGUGCCGGGUCCAUUGUGCGCAGCAGCAAGCAGAAGGAUCGACUUUCUGUGAGCAAGGCUCGUCUGGGCUCGAUCGGACUGCAGCUGGACCACCAACUUGCUAUGGCCAAGGUUACUGGCUCCCUUCAGAAGAGCACCGAGAUCAUGAGGUUGUCUAAUAGCCUCGUGAAGCUCCCUCAACUGAACGCCACAAUGCGGGAUAUGAGUAUGGAAAUGACGAAGGCUGGCAUAAUGGAGGAGAUGAUGGACGACAUCGUGGAUAUCGAAGAGGACGAGGAUAUUGAGGAGGAGGCGAACGAGGAGGUGGAUAAGGUGCUGUUUGAUCUCACGGAUGGCAAGUUAGGCCAGGCUGGAUCCGUCGGGGAACUACCAACGUUGGAGACGCCGGUACCAGAAGCAGACGUGGACAAGGAGAUGGAGGGCUAUCGCAAGCGUUUGGACGGUCUUCUUAGUUAA